CCUAACCACGAAAUAGUAUUGCUUUGAAAUAUUCUGACGUCUAUCCAGAACAUACAUGUGUUUUUGAAAAUAGGUGAUUGAACAGCAAGAAAUGGCAUUUGUUAUUAAAUUUGCUAAAGGAGUCCGAAACCACUGGAAAAAGUCAACCUUUGCAGCAUGCCUCCUAGCCUACGGCGCCAAGCGCCUUAAAAACAAAUAUGAAAUUGAUGGAAUCAUGAAAGUGUACUGUGAAGAAGCCCUCACUUAUGGCAAAGUGGCUAUCACAGGCAACACACUACCAAGAAAAAUCACUGUCAUACUAAACCCAGCUGCCAAUAAAAGAAGUUCCCUGGAAGAUUAUGAAAAAUAUUGCUCACCCAUACUGAAUCUGGCUGGAAUUUGUGUAGAUGUAGUGCACACAGAGAGUGAAGGCCAUGCCAAGAAGCUGGUGCAGGAGCUGAAAAACACUGAUGCACUGAUUGUGGCAGGUGGUGAUGGAACACUGAGUGAAGUUGUCACUGGUUUAAUUCGAAGAACAGGAGAGAAUAACAGUAAACUAAUUCCCAUUGGAGUGUUACCACUGGGCAAAUCAAACACAGUAGGUUCAGCACUCUUUCCAGGUGGUGAGCAUCUAGGAAAUGUCAAAUCUAUGGCAGAAGCAUCUAUGGCUAUUGUUAGAGAAGCCACCAAACCAAUGGAUGUCAUGAAGAUUGAGAUUAUUAAUGAACCAGAUGCUGAUACUAUACAGGAUGGAGAGAAAGGUGAUGAAGUGCAGGAAAAGAAAGCAGUGUACGCUCUUGCCGGAAUAGAAUGGGGUGCAUAUCGCGAUGCUAGUGCUAAAAAAGAUAAAUAUUGGUAUUAUGGACCAUUAAAAAAAUAUGCCACUUACAUUUUCAAUGGGUACAAAGACUCAUUAAACUGGAAAUGUGAAGCACUUGUAAAUUACUCUGAACCUUGCGAGGGUUGCAGUAAUUGUGUCACACAUAUAGAAGAAAAAAAUACCAAAUGGUACAACAGAUUUGUUCGUUCUACUGCGAAAAAAGAGGACAGAUCGCGAAUUAUCAACGAAAACUGCCAAAAAUACGAACAGAAACAAAUAUCCACCGCGGAUUUCGCAUGUCUCACGUCCAAUAUAUUCGCUGGGACUGCAAACAAUUCACCACCAAAGUUGCAUUUAAAUUUGGGACCACAAGACGUUGAUUACUUCAACUUCUUAACUGAAGGUUUCCGAAGCGAAACAGGCCAGAGGCGGCAAAUUGUCGAGACUAUCGAGGCUCGUCAGAUUGAAUUGCGUCCAAAUCUGGAAAAAAUGGACACGCAAAACGCCUGGUUCUCCAUUGAUAAAGAUGACUUUGAAGUAAAGCCGGUGAAAAUUACGCUGCUGCCUAAAGUUAUCACUAUGUUUUGUAGUAGUAGUCAAACAGAAAUCACGAAUCUCACUAGUCCGUGAUUUGUUCAAAUAUAGCAGUACAAACCUAUUAAAAUUGUUAAAAUUUAAUUUUUAAAUAAUAAUAUAUAUGACGAUCAAUAUUCACAGCAGAAUGAAAGUUUGCAAAAUGUUUGCAAAUAAAUAACUUAAACAUUAAAAAA
Molecule: messenger RNA, 1569 nt
Organism: Dalotia coriaria
Lineage: Eukaryota; Metazoa; Arthropoda; Insecta; Coleoptera; Staphylinidae
Gene: Mulk
Product: acylglycerol kinase-like protein Mulk
Exons: 3
Coding region: 92-1429 (445 amino acids)
Biological process (GO): sphingosine biosynthetic process; phosphorylation; ceramide biosynthetic process
Cellular component (GO): cytoplasm; mitochondrion; membrane
Molecular function (GO): ATP-dependent diacylglycerol kinase activity; acylglycerol kinase activity; ceramide kinase activity
Source: RefSeq, a predicted model, not a curated record